GCCAAAAUAUUGGAUGGCCCGGAUGGAUGCCAUCUACCGGUCUGGCCCCAACGUAUGUGCCGAGCGCAGCCCUACCUCCACCUCCGGGCGUUGGAGCCGGACAUAUACCGUACGCCCAAACGUAUGUGCCGCGCGCAGCUCCACCGGGAGCCGGUCUGCCAUACCAACACCAGCUCGAUCGGCAACAUAUAAUCUACACUGCCCUGACUGUCAGUGAACAGUAUGUUAACGACAUGUUAAAUUUCUGGAGUUCCGUUGUAAAGGAGCAGCAGGCGCAGGCGCAGGCACAGCAGCAGCAACCACAGCCAACGCAACAGGCGGCACAGCCAUUAGCUGAACAACAGCAGCCCCAAAUCUCGGCCAAGAUUGCAAGUCCUUUGCACCAGCUGAGCUUCUCCCAAUGUAAAGAGCUGGGCAGGCAGCUGUUGGAGCUGUGUCCUCACGAGGGGGACUUUUGGUGCCGGAAGGUGGGAAGUAAUUGUAUAUACAAUCGGAUUCGUACCCUUAGCAGAACCGCGGAAAAAAGAGAACGGGAUAACUUGAGGAAGCGAAUCAAGCGUGAGGAAGCAAAACGUUCCUCUGCCACAUCUGCCACGACCAGCCACUGGGAUCCUGGGACAUUGCAGGACACGCCGCUUUCGUAAUUCCAUUCCAGCUGACGUUCCAGGAAACGUUACGUUCCCGUUCACGUUUAGCAUUUGAAAUUUGAAAUUUUCGCACUUCAAGGGGGCCCUUCAGCCUUUUGUAAUCGUAAGCAAACCUUGAUAUUGGAUCAAAUCUAACUACGGCCAAUAAAAGUCGCCUAAUCAGAUAUUAAAUAAAGAGU
Molecule: messenger RNA, 826 nt
Organism: Drosophila miranda
Lineage: Eukaryota; Metazoa; Arthropoda; Insecta; Diptera; Drosophilidae
Exons: 4
Coding region: 27-644 (205 amino acids)
Source: RefSeq, a predicted model, not a curated record